This is a messenger RNA of Raphanus sativus (radish), 1804 nucleotides long. Its product is annotated as F-box protein At1g80960. The transcript has 5 exons. NCBI's taxonomy places the organism in Eukaryota, Viridiplantae, Streptophyta, Magnoliopsida, Brassicales, Brassicaceae. Bases 443 to 1804 code for a protein of 453 amino acids. The record is from RefSeq and is a predicted model, not a curated record. Gene Ontology annotation, molecular function: protein binding.
AACACACAAUUAUAAAUAGAAAAAUUAAAAUAUAUUUUUAUUAAAUUAAUAAAAUUACUAAAAUAUCAUAUUUUAAAAGUUUCAUUGAAAUAUCACCUAGAAAAUCUUUAAAAUAGCACUCAUUUUACAAAAGAGGAGUAUAAUUCCGAAACUCUAAUCCUACUCACCAUGAAUACUAACCUUAGCCACCAAACCUUAAAUGCAAAUAUUAUAUUUAAAAAAAAAUGCUAUUUAAAAAGGUUUUCUGCUAGUUUUAAGAUAAAAGUAUUUCAAUUCUAUUUGAAAAGUAUUUUUAACUAAUAAUUAUAAAUGAAAUGAAAAAGUUGUGGAAACAAACCCCAUUAUAAAUAGAAAAAAAGAUAACCAAAUAAAAAUAUCGUCUGUGAAACCACACCAACAGAAUCAGACGCCUCAAAACUCGGAGUGAAUCUCAAAAGCCAACAUGGAGGGAUCGUCAACUGAUCAGGUUAAAGAUGUUGAUUGCAUCAGCAAACUCCCUGAUGACGUAUUGCUCGUGAUAUUAUCGAGACUUUCCACAGAAGAAGCUGUGAGGACGAGUCUUGUGUCCAAACGAUGGGAACACGUGUGGAAGCACAUAUCUCAUCUAGUCUUGAACAUGUCAAGGAUUAUCAAUUCCAAAGAGCCUAUUGAUGGUUCGAAUCGUGUUGCUACAUUGCUGACUAAGAUUAUAAACAAUCACCGUGGACAUUUAGAGAGCUGUGUAAUCAACCAUUACACAUACCAAAGUGUAAAUGGAAUGGUCAAUACUUGGGUUCAAGCACUGACUUGCUCGAAACACACCAGAGUUCUCACACUUACAAACCACUAUGCACAACAUCAUGCUUAUUUGGAUCGAACGGGGCCCAACAAGUAUCUUGAAAUUUCCACCAACCUCUUCUCCCAUCCAAGCCUUAAGUCACUCUCACUAAUUUUAUACAUUCUCGAAACCUCACAUCCUUUGAGCUACUGCCCGAAUCUCACGACACUCAAACUACUAUGUGUGGCCUCUGAGGUUGGAGUCUUUAACAGCGUACUUGCAUCUUGUCCUUCUCUCGAGGUGCUUGUACUAGACAUCGCUUGCGUCAAGAAAACUGGGGCUCCUUUGAAGAUUGAGAACAACAAAUUAAAGGUCUUGCUAGUGACGUCGUCUUGCAAACACAUUGAUGGCAUCAGAGUGUCAGCACCUAGUCUAGAUAUUCUCGCCUUCGUAGAUAUAUAUUUCAAGAAAGAUGACAUUUUCAUUGUUGCUCCAAGACUUCAGUGUAGUAGAAGCUUUUGGAUUAGGCCGGCACUCACGCCUCACAUCGGCUACAACAUAUCAAAGGAGAAGAAAAUUAUUUGGCAUGAAGAGUUAGUGAGCUUGUUUGGUAUAAAGUCGAGGAUAACGGCAGGAUCCUUGUCGGUGAGUGUGGAUUUAAAUAAUCCAACAGAAUUUGAGAGGUUACAGGAAGUCUUGCAUGCAUGGACUCAUAAAAUGACAGAGCUGGAGAUCAUAUUCAAGGAUAACAAUGAUCCUAGUGAAGAAAAUGAUUCUUGGAAUAAUAAGAAGAAGGAUAAGUACAAAGAUCCGUUCCCCAAUGCUGAAUUCUGUGUGAAUACUGUGUGCAUGCUUAACUUCAGCGGUUCAGAGGAAGAGUUUGCCUUUGCGUCAUGUUUGAUUAGGCAAGGGACGGUGAUAAAGAACAUGAUGAUCAAGAAGACGUCAUUUCCUGCAAAGAAGGUGCUGGAGAUAAAAACGGCAGUAGCCAAGCUACGAGCACUUCGAACGAUACAUCAACGGAAGAUUACCAUAAUAUAUUUCUAA